CUGGGCACUAGAAAAACAACGGGCCUAAUUACUUCAGCUUCAAUCUCAAAGUAUUCUGUUAUGUAAGAAGACAAACAUAAAUACCAGAAUUGUUGUGAAGAUAGGAAUACGUACAGUUGUAUGAGGUUUCAAAGAAUUAAAACAGUUGUUGACAAAGCUUCGUGAAAAAAGAACGGCAGAUAUUGAAAGUGUAUAGCGUUCUGGUUCAGAAAGGUGCCACAACAAGACUAAGAGGUCCAAGGAACGAUGACGACGAGGCUUAUCAGUGGCAGUGUCCUGGCACCGUUUAUACGUGGAAACCUGGCAUGGAAACCUCUUGUAGCAAGAAGGGUAGACAAAGUUUCAUCCUUUUUGUUGAAUUCAAAAAUACCAAAAGGAUUUGGGAACUUCUUCCCUGAAUCAAGGAAAGCAGGAAAACCUACUGGCAGCACUCCUCCAAGAGGAAGUGGAGAACAGGGAAGCAGUGGUGGUGGUAGCAGUGGGGGAACCGGUGGUGGAAAAGGUGGCAGAGAUUGGUGGAAAGAAUUGAUUGAUAACCAACAAAGUCUGCUCAUUGGCUUAGCAGUCGCUUCUGGUCUUGGUUAUUUUCUAUUUGGAGGCUCAUCAUCAACUCGAGAAAUCAAUUGGCAAGAAUUCAGAACUAACUAUUUAGACAGAGGAGACGUUGACCAUCUUGUUGUCUCCAACAAAAGCAAUGUGAAAGUGUAUUUAAGAGGUGACCCAACAGCUACCCACUUGAGCUUUAACAUUGGGAGUGUGGAUAACUUUGAGAAGAAUUUAGAACGUGUGCAAAUUGAAAGGGGACUUGAUUCUUCACAGUUUGUACCAGUUACAUAUGUGAGAGAGUCAGAGUGGUUGAAAGAGUUUUUGAAGUUGACACCAACGAUUUUGAUUAUUGGAGCCAUUCUUUACUUCAGCAGAAGGCUUUCAGCUGGUGCCAAAGGUCAAGGGGGAAUAUUUGGUGUUGGACAGACAACUGCAAAGUUUUAUAGCAAGGAAACUGGUGUUAAAAUGCGAUUUAGAGAUGUUGCUGGCUGUGAAGAGGCAAAAAUAGAAAUUAUGGAGUUUGUUAACUUUUUGAAAAACCCUGACAAAUACCAAGCGCUCGGUGCGAAGAUUCCUAAGGGUGCAAUCCUAUCAGGACCGCCAGGCACAGGGAAGACCUUGCUUGCCAAGGCCACUGCGGGUGAAGCUGGUGUUCCAUUCCUCUCUGUCUCGGGAUCUGAGUUCCUAGAAAUGUUUGUUGGAGUUGGCCCUGCAAGGGUGAGAGAUCUAUUCGCAACUGCUAGGAAGAAUAUGCCCUGUAUUAUAUUCAUAGAUGAGAUCGAUGCAGUUGGUAGAGCAAGAGGCCGUUCGGGCGCCUUUGGAGGACACGAUGAACGCGAAAACACGCUGAAUCAACUGUUGGUUGAAAUGGAUGGCUUUACGUCGACGACUAAUGUUAUUGUUCUUGCUGGCACUAACAGACCAGAUGUAUUAGACCCAGCGCUUAUGAGACCCGGCCGUUUUGAUCGACAGAUUCACCUUCCUCCACCAGAUAUUAAAGGAAGGAUGUCGAUCUUCAAGGUUCAUCUUAAAUCUUUAAAAAUGGACUUGGAUAUUGAACAAGUUGCAAGGAGAAUGGCAGCAUAUACCCCCGGCUUCACAGGCGCUGAUGUAGCUAAUGUCUGCAAUGAGGCUGCAUUGAUUGCUGCAAGGUUUUCGUCACCAAUGGUGGAGAUGAAGCAUUUUGAGCAAGCUAUUGAGCGUGUUAUUGGAGGCCUAGAAAAGAAAACCCAAGUGCUGCAGCCAGAAGAGAAGAAAACAGUGGCCUAUCACGAAGCUGGUCAUGCUGUUGCCGGAUGGUUUUUAGAGCAUGCUGAUCCUGUUUUAAAGGUUUCAAUUAUUCCGCGUGGCAGAGGGUUGGGCUACGCGCAAUACUUGCCAAGGGAGCAGUAUCUUUAUUCGAAAGAGCAGCUGUUCCAUCGGAUGUGCAUGACCCUUGGUGGCAGGGUUGCUGAAGAGAUAUUUUUUGGAAGAAUUACGACAGGAGCUCAAGAUGACCUUAGCAAAAUAACUAAAAAUGCCUAUGCGCAGGUUGUUACGUACGGAAUGAAUGAAAAAAUAGGAAAUGUUUCGUUUGACCUGCCUCGAGAGGGUGAACCUAGCCUUGACAAGCCGUAUAGCGAGGCAACAGCGCAGCUGAUCGACGAGCAAGUUAGAGAACUGAUCGAUUUAGCACACAAAAAUACAUUUGAUCUGCUCGAGAAACACAAGGAGGAUGUUGAAAAGGUAGCAUUAAGACUACUCGAAAAGGAGGUUCUCAGUCGUGACGACAUGAUUGACCUGCUAGGCCCCAGGCCAUUCCUUGAAAAGUCAACGUAUGAGGAGUUUGUGGCCGGAACUGGAGGUGAAGAAGAAGAUACUAGUUUACCAGAAGGACUAAAGGAAUUUGAAACAGAGGACGAUGGUGAAGACAAGCCUAUUCCAACAUAGUUUGAUAUUAAUUCUAGUGUCCUAAUUUUUAACGCAUACACAGGUCAAGGCCUAGCCUCCCACAUAUGCCAAGUCAACAUUACAAAGUAACAGGAAACCUUUGACAGGUUGAAAAUUUAGCUAUCUGCAUUUGAAUUCACCCAGUCUCCUUUGCACUGAGAGUUUUCUCGCUAAACAGCCCUUGGUUUGACUCAUAUAGCAUUGCACCUUUACCCCUGAAUUCAUUGGCGCAUAUAUUCCAUACGUCCUUUAAGAGGUAUCUGAAUUUUGCAAACGUAAUUGUUUUUGAUCAAGGGCAGGGCUAAGACUCGUAUGUAAAGUGAUGGAAAGGGCUUUUUUGAUACUUCUUCUAGAUCAGACUGUUGUGCCCUCGCUUUAUUGCGUAUGUUUAUAAAUAGAAUGAAAUAUGUGAAAUACAUCAUUAUGUUAACGAGUGUGGUGCAGAUUUAUUGUAUGAUUUUAAGAUAUUGUCUUGUUUUGUUAAAUAUAUUUUGUGUAAGCCACAGGUGCUAAUGGUUUUUCUUGUUAUGAAGGAUUAUUAUCGUCA
This is a messenger RNA of Rhopilema esculentum, 3022 nucleotides long. Its product is annotated as mitochondrial inner membrane m-AAA protease component AFG3L2. Gene Ontology annotation, molecular function: metalloendopeptidase activity; ATP-dependent peptidase activity; ATP binding. Gene Ontology annotation, cellular component: m-AAA complex; membrane. Gene Ontology annotation, biological process: mitochondrial protein processing. Lineage: Eukaryota; Metazoa; Cnidaria; Scyphozoa; Rhizostomeae; Rhizostomatidae. The record is from RefSeq and is a predicted model, not a curated record.